Chlamydomonas reinhardtii is the source of this 2344-nucleotide messenger RNA. RefSeq lists its product as uncharacterized. The record is from RefSeq and is a predicted model, not a curated record. Gene Ontology annotation, molecular function: ribosome binding; GTP binding. NCBI's taxonomy places the organism in Eukaryota, Viridiplantae, Chlorophyta, Chlorophyceae, Chlamydomonadales, Chlamydomonadaceae. The transcript has 16 exons. Bases 106 to 1710 code for a protein of 534 amino acids. Gene Ontology annotation, cellular component: cytoplasm.
CUCUAGGGACGCUCUUCGGAUGAACUGUUGUGCUGCCACGUGAGCUGGCUGGGUCGCGUUGGUGUCUGCCGAACCCUCAGCAGAAGGUGUUCCAACAGGUCCACCAUGCAGCUAAAUUUCCGCCAAGUCCGCCAAGAGCUGCCGCGCUGUCCAAGCAGGAGGGCGAAGACUCCUUAUGUUACGGGCCGAUGUGUGCAUUUAAGAACUACUUACAGGGCACCAGUCGCCAGAGCGCAAGUGUCGGAGGAGAAUGCGCUAGAGCAGGCAUUUGAGAGCGCUCUGCUUGAGGCGCAGGCGAAGGGGGGGGCACGUCAGCGGCCUGCCCACGCAUACCCUGAGGAGCCCGAGGCGGAGGACGAGCGGGAGCGCGUGUUUCUGGUGGGGGCAGCGAUCAAGGGCGAGCAGAAGAAGUACACCUACGACGUGCACGAAAGUGUGGAGGAGCUGGGAAGGCUGGCAGAGACGGCGGGGCUGAAGGUGAUGGGUUCCACGUUCCAGAUGCUGGAGGCGCCCAACAUGUCCACCUACAUCGGCAGCGGCAAGGUGGCGGAGGUGGCUCGGGCGGUGGCCGCACUGGACGUGGAGACCGUGAUAUUCGAUGACGAAUUGUCGCCGGGUCAGUUGCGCAACCUGGAGCGGGCGCUGGGCGGCACGGGGCCGGACGGGCUGCCGGUGGAUGUGCGGGUGUGCGACCGCACCGCCCUCAUUCUGGACAUCUUCUCACAGCGCGCGCAGACGCGGGAGGGCCAGUUGCAGGUUGAGCUGGCCCAGACGGAGUACCAGCUGCCCCGCCUGACCAAGAUGUGGUCGCAUCUGGACCGCGUGGGCGGCGGCGGGCAGGUCAAGGGUACGGGUGAGAAGCAGAUCGAGAUCGACAAGCGACUGCUGAGGGACAAGGCGGCGCAGCUGCGGCGGGAGCUGGAGGCGGUUCGCACGCACCGGCGGCAGUACCGGGAGAAGCGCUCAUCCACUCCCAUCCCCGUGGUUGGCAUCUGCGGCUACACAAACGCUGGCAAGAGCACGCUGCUCAACACCAUCACGGGUGCGGGGGUGUUGGCAGAGGACCAGCUGUUCGCCACACUCGACCCCACCACACGCCGAGUGAGGCUCAAGGGCAACAAGGAGAUCCUGCUGUCGGACACGGUGGGUUUCAUCCAGAAGUUGCCCACGGAGCUGGUGGCGGCGUUCAGGGCCACUCUGGAGGAGAUCCAGGACGCCUCCAUCAUCCUGCAUGUGGUGGACAUAUCGCACCCCAACGCCGCCGCGCAGAACGAGGCAGUCAUGCAGGUCCUGACGGAGUUAGGGGUGGACCACAUCCCCAUCGUCACCGCCUGGAACAAGAUUGACGCCUGCAGCAACCCAGAUGAGGUGCGGCGCAUCGCGGCCAAGCGCACCCGCACGGUGUGCAUCAGCGGCAUGACGGGCGAGGGGCUUGAGCAGCUGAUGGAGGUGCUGGGCGGGGAGCUGGAGAAGGCCAUGGUGGAGGUGCACGCGCUGCUGCCGUACUCUGCGGGGGACCUGCUGAACGACCUGCACACGGGCGGCCGCGUCAAGAACCAGGAGUACAAGGAGGACGGCGUGGAGGUGACAGCGGCGGCGCCCAAGUCGCUGGCGGGGCGGCUGCACAGCCUGGGCUACCUGCUGAACGAGCUGGAGGGCGAGGAGGAUGAGGAUGAGGAUGAGGACGACGGGGUGGUGCUGCUCGCGUGAGGGCUGUGGGGCCGCGAGCCGUCUUGAUCGUGCACCGGCUGCGCUUGGGGCGUGGCAGUGGACAAGGGCUGGGGCUGGUUGCGGCCAAUGCAUUCAGGUCCGCUUGUAUUGCGGCUUCAUGCUCGGGCCGGGUACUGCUUUCGGGGACCUGGGGCGGGAGGUUACGUGACUGGCACUGGUCAAGCUGUAGCGUGUCGACCUGGCAAGCGGUGGGAGGAUGGCGAGUGAGCAGUCGGUGUUUGGUGGAGGAGGAGGAGUGGAGGACCCGUGGUGGCGCUCGGUGAACUGUAAUUGGUCUGGCGACCGCGGUGCAGCUCAUUAUGAUGAGGGAGGAAUUAUAAAUUGGGCUGCUCUGCGACCGGCAACGGCGCUGACGGCAGUUGCCGUGUCUGAAGGGCUGAAGGCCAUGGAACAGGGCAAGGGCAGGGUGGCGUAUCCGCAGACCCAGAUAGUAACGUUCGUGUCUGGAGGAGUACGGUGUAUACCGAAACGUAUGUGCAACAGUGCCGUUAUGCGCCCGUGCAUGCAGCUGGCCCGGAUCACUGCCAGGCGUGCGCACGAUGUGGUGUCAGGAGUGCAGUUCAAGCGACCAGAGACGCAUAACCAAUUGCUGCGAAUCCCUUGGAACAGUGUG